Messenger RNA from Cololabis saira (Pacific saury), 4286 nucleotides. RefSeq names its product WW domain binding protein 1-like b (gene wbp1lb). Lineage: Eukaryota; Metazoa; Chordata; Actinopteri; Beloniformes; Belonidae. The transcript has 4 exons. The record is from RefSeq and is a predicted model, not a curated record. The coding region runs from base 220 to 1422 and encodes 400 amino acids.
UGCGUCGAUUUAACGCGGGACCAUGAAUCCGGCUCCCUAACAGCUGUGCGGGGCUGCAGCGGGAGCAGCAGCAGCACCGCUCCCCCCGGACAUGUCCUGCAGGCGGGGACGGCGGCGCACACAGCGGCCUCUCACCGCUGCCACCCAGCACUAGUCACACACAUUGCAGACGGCGGAAGUUUGCAGGCUCAUGUUUUUCCUGGGCCGGCUCUCGGAGGGAUGAGAGGCGUGUGUUGGAGCGUGAACAUGGGGCUGUUUCUGCACGCCGUCGGCUCCGUGCUGCCCACGGAGCCCGCAGCGGAGAGGAGCUUUCUCCGCUGUGAAGGCGUCAACAACCAGAGUUACUUCUGCGAGUCUGGACACUGCUGCGGAGAAUCCCAGUGCUGCAGUUACUAUUAUGAACUUUGGUGGUUUUGGCUUGUGUGGGCGAUCAUCCUCAUACUGAGCUGUUGCUGCGUGUGUCACCAUCGCCGCACCAAACACCGGCUGCAGCAGCAACAACGGCAGCACGAGAUCAACCUCAUAGCUUACCGUGAAGCCCACAACUACCCCUCCGUGCCCUUUUACUUCAGGUUUCUGCCAAACUACCUCCUCCCUGACUAUGAAGAGGUGGUCAACCGGCCUCCGACUCCUCCGCCCCCUUACACUUCCUUACACACAGGCCCAUCCGCGGGGGCUUCUAGCCCCCUGGCUCCUGAACAGCCGGAUGGCCACUGUCCAGCCAUCCAGUCAUCCCCGACCUCCCCGGUCUCCGAUGGCAUGGGCUGCAGGCCCAGUACGGAGGAACCACAACCUCCCACCUUAGACUUGAGGCCAAAGCCUGACAACAAAUCCAUGCAAACUGCACAAAAUUCAGACACGAUCCUGCUAUCAGGUGGGCUCAACAUGGAGGGACUAAGCAGCCAAGAGAAAAGAAGUGGAAGUGGAGAGAACUGCAAGGACCCCCUGCUGAAGGAUUCCAGCCUGUCAGAGGGUUGCACUGAGGAUAAAGAGCGGCUGCCCAACGGAAGGAGGAGGAGAUUCACAGGGGACUCUGGGAUUGAGGUGUGCGUGUGCGGCACACGUGGAAGCAGCGGUUGUGGAGCUGGAGGAACGGCCCAGGACAGCAAGGAGCUGAGGGAACUGGAGAGCCUGCUGGGACACAAUAUGGAUGGUGAGGAGGGGGAGGAGGAGGAGCAGGAGGGAGAUGAGUCGGGUGACUUCUGUGACAGCUGCAGUCAUCGGGCUUCCUUCAAUAUGGAGGAGGAGCAGGCACCGGGGGGGCCGGAGAGGAGGGCCGGACACGGCCCGGCGGGGGCUCCCCAGCCGCCUCAUAACGCAGGCAGCAGCUCGCUCCACCAGCCCGCCGCGUGCCUUCUCCUCCAGACCAUCAACGAGCAGGACGGACCGGCCUACAGCACCAGUACUGAGCCGCAGGGCUGAAGCACAGUCAAUGCACCUUCUGGCACAGAGGAAAGGAGAAUUUUACUGUUGCCUUGUAACUGAGCAGAGUUUCAUGUUUAAAUGGUUUCAGAGCGCCUAUUUUCUGAAUGUGUUCAUCUUUGAUAAACCAGAUGUGGCUGCAGAUGUGGGAUCUCAGCAUAGACUGAUCAGAUGUUGAGAGCCUGCUCCUGCGCACACUGGAACGGUGGCCUUAACCUGUGUAUUUUGGGAUGUUUUGGACAGUACAAGCCCUUUAACAUACCGUGAUAAGUGAGACAAUAUCCAUACUUCAAUCCUUCAGUCGUCGUCCUUCUUACACAACACAAGCAUUUGACCCCGUCAGAGCCUUUUGCAGCGGGAGCUCUGGCAUCCGGAGUGGAAGUUCAAUUCUGUGGAUGAAUGCAGCUUUCUUCACGAGGUGAAUUUGAGAAUUCUGCGACGCUGUCGUCUGCUGCCACUGACCUUUUGGAAGUACAAUGAUGCACAAAGCAGGACGUUUUGGAUAAAUACAAUGUGGAAUUACUGCAGGGUGUGUUCAUGCAAGCUUAUACUGUACAGGGACGUUUGACAUUGGACCCGUGUUUCUGAAGUGCUUUCUCAUCAAUUAGAAACCGCUCUGCCUUCAGUUUCUUCUGCUCUACCAGCUCUGCCAGGGAUGGGGUUGCAUACAUCCAUUAACAGUUCUUAGUGUGAGCACUUCCUGUUUUGCACAAAGUGUUUCUUCAUAAUUUUAAGCUUUUAGGAAGAAAAAAGUGAAAGUAUAAAAUAUUUAGUUUUCCCUCAGUUUAGUCUUAAAUACACGUAUGUGAUUACUGGUGGGGGGUUUUUUGUUUUGUUUUUUUCUAAUUGGUAAGAAAUGUCUCUGCGAACUGUUGGUAGGGAAUGGAACUGAUUUUCUGCAUAUGCAAUCAUUUUUCACUUGAUCUGAAUGUUUGUAGUAUGUGCCUAACAAAAGAAAAUAAUUAAUAGAUAGUAAGAUCUGUGACACUGGGGAAAGCCUAAAAUAGCAUGCACCAAAAACAAGUGAAGAAUGUUAAGCUUAUUAGAAAUUACAACUGAAAAUGGCAACUUCAGACCUCAUGUUUUGUCAGUCACUUAUUACAGAUUAUGACAUUCACCAGCUGUGCUAUACAAAUCAUACAUAUCUACAGUACUUGCAUUUGAUUGUUACCAUGUUACUAUUCUUCACAUUUGUAAAUUCACUCAACGUUUUCAUUACAGCUUCUUUCUGAUUCCAGUCAACAGGACUUUUUGUGGCACCAAAAUAAGACUUAACUGAUUUCAUUCUUCUAUUCUUCCAUUUUUCUUUAUUUGCACUUUCCAUUUGAAAAAUUAAAUCCUCUCUUUUUGGAGAGGAAGAUAUGUGUAUUAUGGCGUUAUGUUGGAUACAUUCAUCCCUUAACUUUUAUAUGUAGACCGUUACUUAUGUAAUGGUUAAUGUAGCAAACAGAAAAAUUGAAAUGGAAGCAUAAAGAAAGAAACUGACCAGUUAUGGUAAUAAACUAAUGAUAACUAUGUUAGGAACGUUCUCAUUGUAAGAUCAUAACAUUUCUUACAGAAUUUGCACAACAUACUGUCCUGGGUCCAUUUCUUUUAUUAUAAACUCCUAAUUCUUGGGACAGGAUUUGACUAUAAUUACAGUGCAACAAACUAUCUGUUGAAUGCUGCACUGCAGAUAUAAUAUGACAGUAAAGUUAAACAAUCACUCAAAACACUUCAAAGUCAUGAACUCACUGAAUGUGUCAUCAGUUUAAAAUGCCUUCAAGAGCUUGCUUUUUCUUCUUUUUUUUUUUCCAAACAUAGUUGGAAUGAAAAUCUUAAAUGGUGUUGAUUAUGUGGUGUGAGCCUUGUACAGAUUAGGUUUAAAUGUUGUGGAUAACUGCUGCUGUUGAGGUAUCUUGCUGAUGGGUUAUUUAAGGCUUUCCUACGAACAUCUGAACAGAAUAUGCACAAAGAAAUGUAUCAAGCACAACCAUUGAUUAUACAAAUAAUUCCCAUUAAAUCAAAGCUUGCAUGGUUUUCUCCAGGUAUUCUGGAUUCUUUGCUCAGACAAUGUGCACAGUAGCUUGAUCGGUGAUUGUCUGUAGGAGUGAGUGUGAGCCUGAACGGCUGUUUGUCUCAAUAAGGUCCUGUAUGGACCGCUGACAUGUCCAGGGUGCUUGCCUGAUGUAAAAAAGGAAAAGGCUCCACCUGCUGCACAACCUUGAACAGGAUGAAGCAGAUGCCGAAAAAUGGACGAAUGGAAACCUUCAGAGUUUUUAGCAGUUUUCCAUACUCUCCAAGCACAUGUUAAAGUGCAAUGUGAACUUUCUGGAUCAAUAAUAAGCUGAUUGAGUUUUUCCCGUCACAGCCUGAACACACACUAAAGUGCUCUGUAUGUCGAUGCUUUUUGUGAGCUAAAGAAAACGUAUCGUUUGCUUGUGGUUUAUAGAUCUAUUUUUCCAUAUGGGCCGAUUCAUGAAUAUUUAAUGGCUAUGUAUAAAAACUCAAAACCACUCAAUUUUUGCAAAUUCAGUAUAUUCUCUAACAUACUGUAUAUGUUAACCAAAUAGUCACAUUUAUUUUCUUUUUUUUUCAAAUGAAAUCAUUAGCUUUAUUAUUGUGGAUACUUUUAUUCCAUUAGAUAUUAUGAUUUUAUGUAAAAAUUGUGCUUCAUUUAAGAACUUAAUCUGAAGUUUUGUGAAGGGUACAUUUUACUAACAUAAAUUUGUUAAGAGAUCAGGGUGAUCUUGCCAAAGACACUUCUUUCUUUUUAAAGGUGUGUGUGUUUUUGCACAUAUUCUUUGAAUGUUCUGAUUAUAAGCCAUUUAUUAUGAGAGACGGAUGUGUGUUUAAUAAACAUUAAAUUUACAGUGAACAUUGUA